GGUGAAACUAACAAGUUGAACUAGAGAACUAUGGCUUGUGAUAGAUAUUCAAGAUCUGUAAGAUUUCAUGAUGAUCUUGAAACUGAGAUGUUAACAGAAAGCAAAGAAAGUCACUUGUCAAUGCAGGACUAUAAGAUGAGAGGCAAACAGAAUAUUGGGAAGGAUGCAAUAAACAAGUCACUGGAAGGAAGAGAACUUUCUAGGGUCUUUUCUGAGGAUUAUGAUGCAGCUGAGAUAUUAAUAUUGGAUCCUAGGGGACCUAGAGUAAACAAAUGGAACAAAAUUUUCUUAGUAGCUUGUUUGAUUUCAUUGUUUGUGGAUCCCCUAUUCUUUUAUUUACCAGUUGCUAAGAAAGACAAAUGCAUUGAUAUGUCUUCUGGUCUUGAAGUGUCCCUUACCAUAAUUCGGUCCAUGGCUGAUGCAUUUUACAUUAUUCAGAUUUAUGUUCGGUUUCAAACUGCUUAUAUUGCUCCUUCCUCUCGUGUUUCUGGUAGAGGAGAGCUUAUUAUAGACUCUUCAAAGGUUGCAGCUAAGUACCUGCAUAGAGACUUCUGGCUUGAUCUAGUGGCUGCCCAACCACUUCCACAGGUGUUAAUUUGGGCUGUAAUUCCAAAUCUAAAGGGGUCAGAAAUGAUUGCUUCACGGCAUGUUUUGCGCCUUGUUUCCAUUUUCCAGUACCUCUUGAGGUUGUAUCUUAUUUACCCUUUAUCAUCUGAUAUUGUCAAGGUAAAUGGGGUAAUGAUGGAAAAAGCUUGGGCUGGGGCAGCAUAUAAUCUGAUGCUCUAUUUGCUGGCGAGUCAUGUUUUAGGAUCCUCUUGGUACCUGUUAUCAGUUGAAAGGCAGGAUGAAUGUUGGAAGAAAGCUUGUACUCUUGAGUACCCACACUGCCAGUAUCAUUAUCUUGAUUGUCAAAGCAUAGGUGACCCAAAUAGGGCUGCUUGGUUCAGAUCAAGCAAUCUUUCAGGUCUAUGUGAUCAGAACAGUGAUUUCUUUCAGUUUGGCAUUUUUGCUGAUGCUCUGACUUUGGAAAUCACGGGCUCAAAAUUCUUCAACAAAUACUAUUACUGUCUUUGGUGGGGAUUGAGGAAUCUAAGCUCUGCAGGACAGAAUCUCUUAACAAGCACACAUGUUGCAGAGAUAAAUUUUGCGGUGAUUGUUGCAAUUCUUGGAUUGGUGCUUUUUGCACUGCUUAUAGGCAAUAUGCAAACCUACCUGCAAUCCACCACUCUGCGGCUGGAAGAAUGGAGAAUAAGAAGAACAGAUACGGAAAAAUGGAUGCAUCACAGGCAGCUCCCUCUUUACCUGAAGCAAAAUGUGCGACGUCAUGACCAAUUCAGAUGGGUUGCUACUCGUGGAGUGGAUGAAGAAACUAUUCUCAGAGACCUUCCUGCGGAUCUCAGACGUGACAUUAAACGCCACCUUUGCCUUAAUCUAGUUCGACAAGUACCACUAUUUGAUCAGAUGGAUGAAAGGAUGCUAGAUGCAAUAUGUGAAAGGUUGAAGCCUUCUCUGUGUACUCCAGGAACUUGCCUAGUUCGUGAAGGUGACCUUGUCACUGAGAUGCUCUUCAUUGUUAGAGGACGCCUAGAUUCUUGUACAACCAAUGGUGGCAGAACUGGUUUCUUUAACUCAUGCAGAAUUGGCUCUGGUGACUUCUGUGGUGAAGAGCUCUUGCCAUGGGCUUUGGACCCUCGUCCAACUGUUGUCCUUCCAUCCUCAACUCGCACAGUGAAAGCCAUCACUGAUGUGGAAGCUUUUGCACUCAUUGCAGAGGACUUGACGUUUGUAGCAGCACAAUUCCGCAGGUUACAUAGCAAACAACUUAGGCACACGUUCAGGUUCCAUUCCCAUCAGUGGAGGACAUGGGCUGCAUGCUUUAUACAAUCAGCUUGGUUUAGGUAUAAAAGAAUGAAGGAGACAAGGGACCUAAAGAAAAAGGAGAAUCUGAUAAUGGCUUAUGUCCCUGGAACUGGUGGCACUGAAUAUUUCUCUGCACCUCUUCAGGCCCCAAUGUGCUCAAGUUUUACAACUUAUGCUGCUAAAAUAUCAGCCAACCCAAGGAAAGGUAGUAGCUUGAGAUAUGGUUCUGAACUUGACAUUCUUGGUUCAUUAAGGAAGCCCCUUGAACCAGACUUCACUGAUGAUGAUAGAUGAAGCAUUAAAAUGUUGUCCAUUAAUUGGAGAAGGCCUGUUAAUCAGUGUGUACAUCUUAAUGGAGUAUGUGCUGCUUACUAAUUAUAGUAAACUUUGUAACUAUGAAGGACUCAUAUCCCUUGGAGUAGGGCCAAGGAUGGUAGUAAACUAGAGCAGAGGUAUGAUUUUGCAUGAAUAAACUAUUUGACUACUGGUACAAGAUCCUUAACUCAAGUAGCACUCAGUUCCUUUGGAUUACUUGAUUCUAGACUCUAAUUCCAUUCAGGCCUCUUUGUAUGUA
Gastrolobium bilobum is the source of this 2434-nucleotide messenger RNA. Its product is annotated as protein CNGC15a-like. Bases 31 to 2154 code for a protein of 707 amino acids. The record is from RefSeq and is a predicted model, not a curated record. The transcript is spliced from 7 exons. Gene Ontology annotation, molecular function: voltage-gated potassium channel activity. Gene Ontology annotation, cellular component: membrane. Lineage: Eukaryota; Viridiplantae; Streptophyta; Magnoliopsida; Fabales; Fabaceae. Gene Ontology annotation, biological process: potassium ion transport; transmembrane transport.